CACAAACAAACAGCUCUGCCCUGAUUCCAGGUCAGCGUGAUUUUAUCUCCCUAAUUACCAAGAUAACAUAAGCUGAUCAGUUGAAGUGUCUUCAUUGGGGAUCAAACUCCACGCCCCACCAUCUGGAGCUGAUCCUGAAGAGGCGAAGGCACUGUGAAGCUCUCAGUUUAUCCACACAUGACAGACCCCUCACAUGGUCCUUUAAAGAACACUGAGUAACCCGUUCCCUCCAUUGGCUGCCCCGCUGAUCAAUAGGGAAAGAUGGCACGGGACAUGUCCGAUGCCGAGAUCAUGAAAAUGGAGCUCGAACAGCUCCAGAAGGAGGUGAAAAACACUAGGGAGCCUGUCUCCAAAAGUGCAAAGGAGAUUUGUGAAUGGGUUGAAACCCAAUCUGCAGAGGAUCCUCUGAUUAAGGGCGUUCCUGAGGACAAGAACCCCUUUAAGGACAAGGGCGGAUGUAUAAUAACUUAGCCAAAAAUAAAAUCUUUCAGACUGAUUUGAUCUCUUCCUAACCCUCAGUGAAAAUGGAUGUCUUUAGGGGAGAGAUGCUCUUCUUCUUAAGGAAGAAAGCUACUGUUUAUCCAGUUUGAGCAUUUUGAAAUCUGUUUAAAAGAUUGAAUGGGUGUUUUAAUUGCUUUGGUGCAGGAGUAAAUACAAAACAACAAUUCAAUAUUUGCACUAAAAUACAAUUUUUCUGGUGUAUGCUGGUUGUGCAUUGGCCUGAUUCCAGCAAAAUGUCUUUCUCUGUCAACCAAUUUCGUCAUUACGGUCUUUUUGCAUUAGAAUUUGAUUUUGUUCAGUAAACAAUGCAAGUGAUGCGUAAAAAUGAAAUAAAAAUAAAUU
This is a messenger RNA of Triplophysa dalaica, 843 nucleotides long. RefSeq names its product guanine nucleotide binding protein (G protein), gamma transducing activity polypeptide 2a (gene gngt2a). The record is from RefSeq and is a predicted model, not a curated record. Gene Ontology annotation, biological process: G protein-coupled receptor signaling pathway. The transcript has 3 exons. The coding region runs from base 262 to 471 and encodes 69 amino acids. Gene Ontology annotation, cellular component: heterotrimeric G-protein complex. NCBI's taxonomy places the organism in Eukaryota, Metazoa, Chordata, Actinopteri, Cypriniformes, Nemacheilidae. Gene Ontology annotation, molecular function: G-protein beta-subunit binding.